AUUAUCAAACAAAAUUUUGAAGAGAAAGCAACUCGAAAGUAGAGUGUGUUUUUAGUGCGCAAGCCACAUUCGGUGGAUAAAGAAAAAAGCGAAAAAGAACAAUUGAAUCAAUUGCGAGAAAGAGACGAAACUCAUAAAUAUUUAAAGAACAUUGCCCCGUGAAAAUAUAAAUAGUGUGAAUAAACAGUGAACAAUACCAACAAUUGCACAUUGCCUCUGCAUUUUGCACUUUUCCACUUGGAUUUUUGGACUUUUACGGUUUCCCAGACAAUCGCAUACAUUUGAGCUGAGAGAUGGGUAAAGACUUCUACAAGAUUCUGGGCAUCGACCGCAAGGCCAGCGACGAUGAGAUCAAGAAGGCCUACCGCAAACUGGCACUCAAAUACCAUCCCGACAAGAACAAGAGCCCGCAGGCGGAGGAGCGCUUCAAGGAGAUCGCCGAGGCGUACGAGGUGCUGUCGGACAAAAAGAAGCGCGACAUCUUCGACAAACACGGUGAGGAUGGACUGAAGGGCGGACAGCCGGGACCAGAUGGCGGCGUUCAGCCGGGAGCGUACACUUACCAGUUCCACGGCGAUCCGAGGGCCACCUUUGCCCAGUUCUUUGGAUCGUCGAAUCCGUUUGAAGCCUUCUUUACCGGCGGCGAUAACAUGUUUGCUGGUCAGGGUCAGGGCGGCAAUACCAACGAGAUCUUCAUGAACAUUGGCGGCGACGAUAUGUUUGCCUCCUUCCCUGGCAAUCCUAUGGCUGGAGCCUUCCGUUCGCAGUCAUUCAAUGCACAGGCACCCAGUCGAAAGCGCCAGCAGCAACAGGAUCCGCCCAUCGAGCAUGAUCUGUACGUGUCGCUAGAGGAAGUGGACAAGGGAUGUAUAAAGAAGAUGAAAAUCUCACGCAUGGCCACCGGAAGCAAUGGACCGUUCAAGGAGGAGAAGGUGCUGAGAAUCACAGUGAAGCCAGGCUGGAAGGCCGGCACCAAGAUUACCUUCGCCCAAGAGGGUGAUUCGGCGCCAAACAAGACGCCAGCCGACAUCGUCUUCAUCAUACGCGACAAACCGCAUGCGCUGUUCAAACGCGAGGGCAUCGAUCUAAAGUACACAGCCCAGAUCAGUCUGAAGCAGGCCUUGUGCGGAGCACUGGUCAGUGUGCCCACGCUGCAGGGCAGCAGGAUACAGGUGAACCCGAACCACGAGAUCAUCAAGCCCACCACAACGCGCCGGAUCAACGGACUGGGUCUGCCCGUGCCCAAGGAGCCAUCGAGGCGCGGCGAUCUGAUCGUGUCCUUCGACAUCAAGUUUCCCGACGCACUGGCACCCAGCCUGCAGAAUCAGCUGUCCGAGCUGCUGCCCAACUAGGCAGACACAUACACUCACAAACACACACACACACACACACACACACACACAUAUAAUUGUUAUCACUUUAGUUAAGGCCUAUAUUUAGUUUACCGUACGUACUCGUAAGACACCUUAGCCUAACCAAUUGUAGCCCCAAGUUAGUGAGUGUGCCAAGCGAACAGCUGUAGAUAUUGGCCGAGGAUGCAAGCGUUGGAAAAGAUUAGGAAAGAGAACAACACACACACACUUACACAAACAGCAGCCCGUGUAACCCGUUUCGUGUUGGAGACUGAUCGACUAUUAGCUAUUUAACAUUACCCUAGUAUACACAAAUUCCAUAACUUGUUUUGUUUACCGCCACAUGGAUCGGUGCCUCAACAUCUUAUAUUUAAUAGUCCAAAAACAAACUAUGAAAUAAAAGAGGUAUUAUAAAUUUAAAGUAA
Drosophila sechellia is the source of this 1777-nucleotide messenger RNA. RefSeq names its product DnaJ-like-1 (gene DnaJ-1). Lineage: Eukaryota; Metazoa; Arthropoda; Insecta; Diptera; Drosophilidae. The transcript has 2 exons. Bases 294 to 1352 code for a protein of 352 amino acids. Gene Ontology annotation, cellular component: cytosol. The record is from RefSeq and is a predicted model, not a curated record. Gene Ontology annotation, molecular function: protein-folding chaperone binding.